AUGGCCCACGAGCAGGGCUUCUCCUCCGUCCGACGACCCCGAGAAACUCUCGGAGGUAUAAACAGCAACUUGACCGGUAUCCCCGUGCCUGCCUCCGCUAUGAAGCGCUCCAAUUCGAACUCGAACAUGACCGGCCGCGGCAUGGGUGGUCGCAUGUCCCUCGCACCGGGUAUGGGCAUGGGUCGCCCCGCGCAGCCAAACUUCCAUCGCUCUUCUUCGGGGAACAAUCUCUCAGAUCUGGGUUCUGCAUCCGCAAAGCGUCAAUCGAUGGCGCCAAAUAUGUUCAGCAGCAGCAGGAAGAGCUUUGCGCCAGGCAUGAUGUCCACACCGGCACCAGCGCCCGCAGGCCUUGACCAGGGCUCCCAGAGACGAAGCAGCGUCUGGAACGCGCGUCCCUCUAAUGCACACGGCGGCCCUAUGGGUGUUCACCAGAGCUUCUUCACCACCGCCCCGCCCGCUGCGGCCAUCCCGCAGGAUCCGCGUCGGUUGAAGGACCCCAGUGUUCGCUCGCAGAUGGCACAGGAACUCAGCGAGUACCUGACCCGCAACAACUUUGAGAUGGACAUGAAGCAUUCGCUCACCCACAAAUCAUUCACGUCGCCCACGCAGAAGGACUUCAACUGCAUGUUCCAGUGGCUGUAUCACCGCAUCGACCCCAGCUACCGUUUCCAGAAGAAUAUCGAUCAGGAAGUCCCACCACUUCUGAAGCAAAUGCGCUACCCCUUUGAAAAAAGCAUCAUGAAGUCGCAAAUUGCAGCAGUUGGUGGUAACAACUGGUCGACCUUCCUUGGCCUGCUGCACUGGAUGAUGCAGCUUUCGCAGAUGAUUGAGCAAUACGCAUCCGGCACAUAUGACGAGGCUAGUAUGGAGGCAGGAUUUGAUGUGACCGGCGAUAAGAUCAUUUUCCAGUUCCUCACGGAUGCGUACCGGGACUGGCUUCAGGUGGAGGAUGACGCCGAGGAUGAGGCCGAUCAAGUUAUUCAGAGGCACGUUCAGAACAUGGCCGCGAGAUUUGACGAUGCGAAUGCCGCACACCUUGAGCAAGUCAGAGUCUUGGAGGCCGAGCACCAGGCGCUGCAGGACCAAAUCGACGAGCUCAGCAAGAACGGACCCAGGAUAGCCAAGCUGGAUGAGCAGAUCAAGAUCCUUGAGGAAGACCGCGUCAAGUUCGAAAACUACAACAACAGCAUGGAGGCCAAGGUGGAGAAGUACCAGAACCGUGUCAAGCUCCUCGAUGAUGAGAUAAAGAAGAUUGAGGCUGAACUUGAGGAGGCCGAGCAGGAGAAGACAAGCCUGCAGGCCAAGGUCGACGAGCAGGGCAUCACCAUCCAGGACAUCGAUCGCAUGAACACGGAGCGGGACCGGCUGCAGAAGAGCGCAGAGUCCACGAAUGCCCGGCUCGAGGAGACGAGAAGGAAGAUUGCGGAGAAGGAGUUGGAGGCUACCAAGAAGCUCGACGAGCUCGAGAGGAAAGUGGAAAAGUACAACUCGCAGGGCUACGAGAUCGGCAUUAUCCCCGCGAGUGCGCCGAGGGCCAACGGCGCGGACUUUGAGCUGGUGCUCACACUCAGCGAAGUCCCUUUCAACUCGUCUCAAAUGGAUACGACAUCCGAGAAAUUGCUCACCAGCGCGGGCAAUGGCUACCAGUACCACGACCUCCUCAACCAGGAUGCGCGGAGGGACCUAAAGAAUUCUAUCCUUGGCCUGAGGAAGGAUAUCCGUGACCGGAUGAGUGCGGCCCAAGAAGCUGACUUUGAGAACCACGAAAUGCUCGACAAGGUCAAGGAAGCCAUGGACGACAAGCUCUCCGAGGUGGAGGCUCUCGGCCACAGGGUCCGCGCCGCAGAAGAAGAGUUCGAAAAGACCAGGGAGAUCACGACAGCACAGAAGAUGGCGUCAGACACCCAAAUCGAGCGCAUGGAGAAGGAGUUGGCGAAGAUGCGUGCCGGUUUGUCCGAGAGCGUGCAGCUGAUGGAGCAGAGGGAGAUGAAUACCAAUAUCGAAUACGAGCAAUUGCAACUCCGAGCUAAUGAGAUCCGUGAGCACCUGCACACGGAGAUUGAGCGCAUACUCAACGACGUUGUCAAGUGGAAGAUUGCCAUCCAAGGCGAUCUAUCCCAGUUCGAGGAAGAGGUGGAAGCCCAUAUCAAAGACCUCAAGAGGAAGUCGGGGACGCCGCUUGACGCUGAUAUGAACGAUGAUGCGAUGGACGGCGUUGAGUACUAA
Messenger RNA from Lasiodiplodia theobromae, 2226 nucleotides. Its product is annotated as Hec ndc80p family protein. Gene Ontology annotation, biological process: attachment of mitotic spindle microtubules to kinetochore. Gene Ontology annotation, cellular component: Ndc80 complex. The record is from RefSeq and is a predicted model, not a curated record. The transcript has 3 exons. Lineage: Eukaryota; Fungi; Ascomycota; Dothideomycetes; Botryosphaeriales; Botryosphaeriaceae. The coding region runs from base 1 to 2226 and encodes 741 amino acids.